Messenger RNA from Hippoglossus stenolepis (Pacific halibut), 1164 nucleotides. RefSeq names its product zona pellucida-like domain-containing protein 1. The record is from RefSeq and is a predicted model, not a curated record. Lineage: Eukaryota; Metazoa; Chordata; Actinopteri; Pleuronectiformes; Pleuronectidae. Gene Ontology annotation, cellular component: cell surface. The coding region runs from base 1 to 1164 and encodes 387 amino acids. The transcript has a single exon.
AUGAAGAUUCUUUUACUUUUACUCGCCUUGAUAGUCAAAAGUAGUCAGCUAACGGUGGAUGAGUGUGGAGCAGAAGCAAGAAGGCCACGGGCUGAUGACAUUACAGUGCAGUGUGGUACUUCAUCCAUUAGUCUGGCGAUCCAAGUCUGCCCAGUCAUCUACACUGGCUACAACGACACUCUACUGAUCCUGAACUCAAUGUUGGACACCACCUGUAGAGCAACCCUCGAUGAAUCUGUGAGUCCACCUGUUGCCCGCUUCAACUUCCCCUUAAACAUGACCAACGCCUGUGGAAGUGUAUUCCGGACCACCAGUUCUGCUGGAACAGGUAUAUUCUCCGACUUCUCCAACAUCCAGACGGUUAACAUCAGCGGCAUAGUUCGGUCCGUUGAUCUAACAACUGGCACAGUCACCUACAAUGCUGAGCUUAAGUACUACUACUCCUGCGCCUAUCCCUUAGAAUAUCUGAUCAACAACACCCAGAUCGAUGUGUCCUCCUCCUCCAUUGCUAUCAAGGACAACAAUGGAAGUUUCAUCAGCACCCUGAGCAUGAAGCUGUUCCGUGAUUCCGAAUUCGAAAUACCCAUGGUCAUUCCACAGCUGGGCAUCGAAUUGAGGACCAAGGUGUAUGUUGAGGUCAAGGCGACUAACUUGACAGGCCAGUACCAUAUCUUGCUUGACCGGUGCUACGCCACCAUCUCACCACUGCCUUCUAACAACACCUUCUUCAACCUGCUCGUCCCUUGCUCCAAGGAUCAGUUCACCACCAUUAUUGAGAACGGUGACAGCCAGAGCUCCCGCUUCUACUUCCCAGCCUUCCGCUUCAUCGAGCAGCAGGACCAGACCGUGUCCACCUACCACCUUCACUGCGUCACCCGACUGUGUGAGAAGAGCACCUGCAGCGCAUUCAAGCAAUGCAGCAGCCGGAGGAGGAAAAGGAACACCGUGGACACAACUGCAGAGGGUAUUGACCAAACUUACACUGUCACCUCUGGAGUGAUCAUCACCAAAGCUGACACUGGCGAGUCCAAAGAGAAGCCCCUUGCUGCUGAAGAAAAAGAUGAAUCUACUGUAGGGCUUGGGGUGACUGUUGGCUUUCUCACUGUUGCUUGCCUUAUUGCCCUUGUUUUUGCAGCCGUGUUUUACAAACGGCUCAAGAUCUAA